GGAAUUCGAAGUUCGGCCUCCACGCCUUAAAUAUUUCUGUGAAUAUUAUUAUUUACUCUACAUAGCAUAUAAGAUAUUAUUAACGUUUAGAUAAGGCUAACUUAAAUACAAGAAUUUUAUAAAAGAACGUAUUGAAAUUGCACCCUACACAAUCCAGAUUAAAUAUGUAUUCAAGCAAGGGUUCCGUACGAAAACUGUCCGGUGCUGUUUCUGGUAGAAAAUGUUUGGAAUCAGUUGGCAAACGCCAGUAACGAGUUGUUAGGAUAUCGGACUGCUACAGGGUGCUGGACCGAUGCAGACAGUCCUGGUUUUCUGGAAGUCGUCAGUGGUCCGAGGCCAUUAAACGCGUUGUAUGUGUCUUGCAAUUUGAUCCCGUAGCGCUCAGUGCGCCGAUCGGAGAGUAAUUUACGCGAAUUCCUGGGCAUCCGGGUCUCUGCAGGUGGGCCUACGGAGUUUCUUCUCACGUCUUUUGCUUUUGAUGUCACAGUAUUUACUUUAUCAUUUCAUACUCACGUAACAUUCAGGAUCCGUCAGAUCAAACAUUUCAAAGAGACAGUCUUCACUAAUAUUGUCACUUUGAUUUUAGUUACAACUUAAAUGUACCUAAGCUUUUAAACGGUGAUGCAGGGCAUAAUGCCGGUUAAAACAAAAUCUCGUGUUCCUGAAAAUAUGGGUAUCACGGGUGGUUUAGUGGAUGCCAGGGAUAAACAAGUAUUGAAAGAAGCAGUAGAAGCUGUUGUUAAUAGUUUUGCAAAACAUACUCAAGGCUAUGGAAGAGUGAAUGUAGUAGAGGCUCUACAAGAAUUCUGGCAAAUGAAACAAAGCAGAGGAACGGAAUUAAGGAAUGGAGCUUUAGUUAUUUAUGAAUCUGUACCUGGUACCAGUCCACCUUAUGUUUGUUACGUGACCCUUCCUGGAGGAUCCUGUUUUGGUAGCUUUCAAAAUUGCCCUACUAAGGCAGAGGCCCGUAGAUCAGCAGCAAAAAUUGCUCUAAUGAAUUCUGUUUUCAAUGAGCACCCAGCACGAAAAAUAACAGAUGAUUUUAUAGAGAAAGCAGUUGCAGAAGCAAGAGCUAGCUUUGCUAAGCCUUCUGCAACAUCGAAUGGUGUUAGCAGUCAAACACAAGGAAGUGGAGAUGAGAAAGAGGAUCCAAAUACAGGUAUAGGCGCGUUUCGUUUUAUGUUAGAAUGCAAUCGCGGAAGAACCAUGUUAGAAUUUCAGGAGUUAAUGACAGUCUUUCAAUUACUUCAUUGGAAUGGAUCUUUAAAAGCUAUGAGAGAAAGACAGUGCAGUAGACAAGAAGUAGUUGCUCAUUAUAGUCACCGAGCUCUGGACGAUGAUAUGCGUAGUCAAAUGGCAUUAGAUUGGGUAGCAAGAGAGCACGAAAGCGGUGGCGGUGUUGUUGCCAUGGAAUUGGCAUUAGCCGAAAGAGAACUCGAAGCGGCACGUUUAGCCGGAAGAGAGCUUAGAUUUCCUAAAGAGAAAAAAGAUAUAUUAAUGCUUGCACAUGCUCAAGUAUGUCCUCAGUGAUUUCAAUAAAAAAAUCAUGCAAUUAAAGGAA
This is a messenger RNA of Osmia bicornis bicornis, 1561 nucleotides long. RefSeq names its product protein limb expression 1 homolog (gene lft). Gene Ontology annotation, biological process: autophagosome maturation. Bases 622 to 1530 code for a protein of 302 amino acids. The record is from RefSeq and is a predicted model, not a curated record. Gene Ontology annotation, cellular component: cytoplasm. The transcript is spliced from 4 exons. Lineage: Eukaryota; Metazoa; Arthropoda; Insecta; Hymenoptera; Megachilidae.